GAAAAUACGAUUCUAAUCAUGAUGUUAAGAUAAUCAACAAACAUAUACAAGGAUUUUGCAUAUUAACAAAACAAGAAAGAAUUAGAAGAUAUAUAAAAGAAAAUGAAAAAUAUAAAACUAAAAAAGAUUAUAAUAAUGGAACAAUUCAAGAAGCUCUUGACUAUGUAGAAAAAGAUUUUAAUAGAUGCUUUCUACAUCAUAAUAGUAAAACUACAUCUUGUAAAUGUAAUCUAUUUGAUCGUUAUGAUUACUCAGCUUGCAACUAUUGUAAUGAGAAUUGUUGGCAAUAUCGAUUACCUGCUCGAUGUAAUGAUAUAGAAAAUUCUUGUUCUUAUGAAUUUGGUGAAAUUGCAAAAACAAAAAAUAUUAAAGGAAAAAAUCAACAUACAAAAAAAUAG
Messenger RNA from Scutellospora calospora, 398 nucleotides. The record is from the annotation of a GenBank genome assembly. Lineage: Eukaryota; Fungi; Glomeromycota; Glomeromycetes; Diversisporales; Gigasporaceae.